Messenger RNA from Prorocentrum cordatum, 675 nucleotides. Lineage: Eukaryota; Dinophyceae; Prorocentrales; Prorocentraceae. The record is from the annotation of a GenBank genome assembly.
CACAACCUUUGUCUCUUAGCGGCGCUGAUGGAACCCCUCGGCGGUGAAGCUCGUGGACCAGCGCGAUGCAGACGAGGCAGCAGACGAUGGUUCAGGCGGCUGCUGGCGCCCCAAAUCCAGGCGAAACUCGGGCUACUCAGAGAAACGCUGUGGGAGACAACUUCGACGAGGAGUCUCGCAGCUUGGUGAUCAGCGCGGCGAAGUCGGCCGUGGGCUCGGCUCUCAUGUCGCGCCGUGCCCAGGACACUCUUACCUUAGUGGCGUUGUUGAAGGCAGGCCACAUCCAGCUCGACGCGAUGCAAGAUGCAGGAGUACGUUUCGAGGAGGCUAUUCAGCAGUACGAUGCGACGUGCAACCAGGAGGAACUGCCCAGGCUGAAGUGGGCACACUUGCACGUGUGGACCGGGUUGCGCUUGCCGAUCCUCAACGGCGAGGCGGUUCCCGCAGACGCGAAGGCCAGCAUGCCGCCCCGCAGCGCCCGCAGCGUCCCGAUCUCGAGGAUAAGGUGAUCGUGUGCCACCCGAAGAAGUGCUUCGCCAACAGAACUGGCGCGACGACAUGUACCGUAUCCGGCUUCUCACGACCCCGAACUUUAGGACGGAGGAUAUCUACGCGUGUCUUUUGCGGGCGGAGGGGAGAACAAAACAGGGCGGCUGUCCGCCAAAGAGUCCGAAC